Molecule: messenger RNA, 1776 nt
Organism: Megalops cyprinoides (Indo-Pacific tarpon)
Lineage: Eukaryota; Metazoa; Chordata; Actinopteri; Elopiformes; Megalopidae
Product: protein Wnt-11-like
Exons: 8
Coding region: 1-1776 (591 amino acids)
Biological process (GO): cell fate commitment; neuron differentiation; canonical Wnt signaling pathway
Cellular component (GO): extracellular region
Molecular function (GO): frizzled binding; cytokine activity
Source: RefSeq, a predicted model, not a curated record
AUGGCCAACUACAAGUCAGAAAAAUGUCCCCCACAGACAAACAUUAUUGAGGUGCCAGAGCUGCCCACCUUCACUUUUAAAAAGCCAGAGGAGAAGCAGGAGACCAUCACCACUCCUUCUGCCUUACUCUGUGAUGAGGGGAAGGAGUCAGAUACUACUUUUAUAUUUGAGCUCCCCCUUAGCAAGACCAGCCUGCCCAAGAACAAGCCUGAGGAAUCUAAGACCCUGGAGCCAGCUUUCAACUUUAACACAGCCUCCGCCAGUGAAGACAAAUGGACAUCCCAAGCUACGGCCAGCAGUAUCUUCUGUGGAUGUGGAGACGGCACCUCCACCGAGUUGGUCAAAGCAGAAAAAAGACAACCACAGGACCGCAAGCCCCCACUGCCCCUCCAGCAGUACAGCAGCAAAGAGGCAUCACAUUUGGAGCACCUGAGGAUGAAGAUCACAGGGAAGCCAAAUCUGUCCUCCCCUCUCUCGCUUCAGCUCCUGCCUCCACCUGUAUUCAAAAGCCUCUCCACUGUGAUGAUAACAACAAAGAACUUUGUGCUCAGAAAACUGCAAGACCACAAGCCUCCACAGCAGGAAGCUCGAUUCACCACACAGGGGACAAAACAGACGGAGGACGAUCCCGGGAUACGAGGUCAAAAGAGGGUGGUAGAUUUACGGCCAAGCGAUCUGAAGAAUCUGAGCGGGGUGGCCUCACUGGGCAUAGACCCUGUAAAAGCAGCAGACUUUGAGUCAUUUUUGCAAAUGAAGACUGCCAGAGCUGCCAGUUGCUCCACACAUUCUCCCAGUGGACUCACAGUGAACGGGAGCUCAGUGGGCUGGAACCAAACCCAUCAUUGCAGAUUACUGGACGGGCUAGUUCCUGAUCAGUUGCAGCUUUGCCGCAGGAAUCUGGAGCUGAUGCACAGCAUUGUCCAUGCGGCCAAACUCACUAAACUGACGUGCCAGAGCACUUUUUCUGACAUGAGAUGGAAUUGUUCAUCGAUUGAAAACGCACCGCAUUUUAUGCCGGAUUUGGCGAAAGGUACGCGAGAAUCGGCAUUUGUGUUUUCUCUGGCUGCCGCUGUCGUGAGUCACUCUAUUGCCAGAGCCUGUGCGUCUGGCGAGCUCCCUAGCUGUUCUUGCGCGCCGGCGCCUGCGGAACAGGCAGGUCCUGACUUCAGAUGGGGCGGCUGCGGUGACAACCUUCGUUAUGGUCUGCAGAUGGGCUCCGCUUUUUCCGAUGCACCCAUGAAAAACAGCAGAUCUGGCUCGCAGGCAUUCCGCCUGAUGCACCUACACAACAAUGCUGUUGGAAGACAGUCACUCGUUGAUGCUAUGGAAACGAAGUGCAAGUGCCAUGGCGUGUCAGGGUCCUGCUCCGUUAAGACGUGUUGGAAAGGGCUACAUGACAUUAAUCACAUUGCUGCGGAUCUGAAGUCCAAGUAUUUAGCAGCCACAAAAGUGAUUCACCGCCACGUGGGGACACGUAGGCAACUGGUGCCCCGAGAACUUGAUGUCAGACCCGUGAGAGAGAGCGAACUGGUCUACUUGGUCAGUUCCCCGGAUUACUGCACACAGAAUGAAAAGCAUGGGUCAUUCGGCACACAGGACAGGCAGUGCAAUAAAACAUCCAAUGGUAGUGACAGCUGCAAUCUGAUGUGCUGUGGGCGUGGCUACAAUGCAUACACAGAGAGGAUUGUGGAGAGGUGCCAGUGCAAGUAUCACUGGUGCUGCUAUGUCACCUGCAAGAAGUGUGAAAGGACCGUGGAGAGAUAUGUGUGCAAGUAA